Molecule: messenger RNA, 1199 nt
Organism: Zea mays
Lineage: Eukaryota; Viridiplantae; Streptophyta; Magnoliopsida; Poales; Poaceae
Product: tetraspanin-8
Exons: 1
Coding region: 97-945 (282 amino acids)
Biological process (GO): auxin-activated signaling pathway
Cellular component (GO): membrane
Source: RefSeq, a predicted model, not a curated record
CGCACACUGGAACGACCACAUAGACCACCACGACACCCUUCCCCACACCAGCAGUCGAGCUGAGCACGACACAAAGCCGGCUGGGGCCGCCUCGCCAUGGCGAUCCGGAUGAGCAACAACGUGAUCGGCGCGCUGAACCUGGUGACACUCCUGCUCUCGGUCCCCAUCCUCGUCUCGGGAAUCUGGCUGCGGUCGCGCGCCGACGGCACCGAGUGCGACCACCUCCUGUCCACCCCGGCCAUCGCGCUGGGCGCGGUGCUCAUGGCCGUCGCUGUCGCGGGCCUCGCCGGCGCCUGCUUCCGCGCCACCUGGCUGCUAUGGCUCUACCUCCUCGCCAUGCUCGUGUUCAUCGUCGCGCUGCUCUGCUUCACCGUCUUCGCCUUCGCCGUCACCAACAGGGGCGCCGGGGAGGCCGUGUCGGGGGUAGGCUACAGGGAGUACCGCCUCGGGGACUACUCCACCUGGCUGCGGCGCCACGUCGAAAGCCGCAAGGACUGGGCCCGGAUCCGGAGCUGCCUCGCCGACGCGCACGUCUGCAGGCGCCUGGAGGAGAGGGAGAGGGAGAGCAAGGACGCGGCGGGUCUGGUUCGGCUCGGCCUGUCCCCGGUCGAGUCCGGGUGCUGCAAGCCGCCCACGAGCUGCAACUUCACGUACACCGGCGGCACGGAGUGGACCAGGACAGCGGCGGGCUCCGCGCCCGCCGGCCGGGACUGCAGCGCGUGGGGCAACGACGAGGACGACCUCUGCUACGGGUGCCAGUCGUGCAAGGCCGGCGUGGUGGACGCGCUCAAGCGGGACUGGAAGCGGGCCGCCAUCGUCAACGUCGUCAUCCUCUCCUUCAUCGUCGUCGUUUACUCCGUCGGCUGCUGCGCCUUCAAGAACAGCCGCCGGGACAACUACGCCUACCACAGCGGCCGCGGAUGGAAACGAGGCGGUGACGCUUAAAUGCUUAAUCAAACUUUUCCUUAUCAUCUGCGUUAGUGCAAUUUACCAUUAUCUUGUAUAUUAGCCUGAGUUCGUGAUCUGCUUUAGUUCAGUUUACCAUUAGCUUGUAUAUUAUUAGCCUCAGUUUGUAUCACUUAGUUGUUUGGCAGCAUAUUAGCAGAAUUUCGGGCAGUAUAUGAGCAGAAUUUCGCUGCCUGGUCCAAUUUCCCAUAGACAAGUAUGCAGGCAAAAUUCAUUGUCAUUUGUUAGCGGUA